Aspergillus campestris IBT 28561 is the source of this 1621-nucleotide messenger RNA. Its product is annotated as M18 family aminopeptidase. Gene Ontology annotation, molecular function: zinc ion binding; metalloaminopeptidase activity. The transcript is spliced from 6 exons. Gene Ontology annotation, cellular component: fungal-type vacuole. The coding region runs from base 71 to 1555 and encodes 494 amino acids. Lineage: Eukaryota; Fungi; Ascomycota; Eurotiomycetes; Eurotiales; Aspergillaceae. Gene Ontology annotation, biological process: proteolysis. The record is from RefSeq and is a predicted model, not a curated record.
CUCCACUUGGCUUCCCCUCAUGUCACCAGCAACUGCUGUCUAGAUCCCACGGGCUAGUCUAUCGGAAAGCAUGACUUCCAAGGUCGCAAAGAAUCUGGCUCAGGACUUUCUGUCCUUUGUCAAUGCCUCUCCCACCCCCUUCCAUGCGGUUCAAUCCGCCAAAGAUCUUCUGAUAAAGGCUGGGUUUCAGGAACUCAAAGAGAAGGACUCUUGGGCAUCCACCUGCCGACCGGGUGGGAAGUACUACUUGACUCGCAACAGCUCGACGAUUGUGGCCUUUGCCGUGGGGAAGAAAUGGCAGCCGGGAAACUCCAUUUCCAUGGUCGGUGCCCACACCGAUUCGCCCGUCUUGAGAGUCAAACCCGUGAGCAACAAGCGCGGGGAAGGCUAUAUCCAAGUGGGGGUGGAAACCUACGGCGGCGGGCUCUGGCACACAUGGUUCGACCGUGACCUAGGUGUCGCUGGUCGGGCAAUGGUCCGAGCGGCAGACGGCUCUAUCGUGCAGAAACUGAUCAAGGUCGAUCGCCCGAUCCUCCGGAUCCCUACUUUAGCCAUCCACCUGGAUCGCCAGGAGAACUUUGCCUUUAACAAGGAAACGCAGCUGUUCCCCAUCGCCGGUCUCGUUGCUGCCGAGCUCAACCGCACCGGAGAGUCGAAGAAUGGCGGCGAGAAGGAGGCCUCCAAGGGCGACGAACAAGCGGAGUUCUCGCCCCUCAAAGCCAUCACGGAGCGUCACCAUACCUACUUUGUCGAACUCCUGGCCGCCGAAGCCGGCGUGAAGCCCGCUGACAUCGUGGAUUUCGAGAUGAUCCUCUUCGACACGCAAAAGUCCUGCCUCGGUGGUUUGCUGGAAGAGUUCAUCUUUUCCCCUCGCCUGGACAACCUGAACAGCUCGUUCUGUGCCACCAUCGGAUUGAUUGACUCCGUGGCGGAGUCCUCUUCCUUGGACGAUGAGCCGGCCAUCCGACUCGUGGCGCUGUUUGACCACGAGGAGAUCGGCAGUUGCACCGCGCAGGGGGCCGACUCCAACAUGCUUCCGGCCAUCAUCCGCCGUCUGUCCGUCCUGCCCUCAUCGGCUUCCGGUAACGCCGAUCUCUCGACUGCCUAUGAGCAGACGCUCUCAACUUCCUUCCUUCUCUCCGCCGAUAUGGCCCAUGGCGUCCAUCCGAACUACAGCGGGAAGUACGAGGCCGACCAUCGACCAGAGCUCAACAAGGGCCCGGUGAUCAAGAUCAACGCCAACGCACGCUAUGCGACGAACUCUCCGGGCAUUGUCCUCCUGCAGGAGGUCGCCCAGAAGGCCGCCGAGAAUGACCGCCCGGGGGUGCCGCUGCAACUCUUUGUGGUCCGCAACGACUCCAGCUGCGGAAGCACCAUCGGUCCUAUGCUGUCCGCCGCCCUGGGUACGCGGACCUUGGAUCUGGGCAACCCACAGCUGAGCAUGCACAGCAUCCGCGAGACGGGAGGCACUGAUGAUGUGGAGCAUUCGAUCCGACUGUUUGCCAGCUUCUUCAAGCAUUACUCGGCCACUUCGAAGACGAUUUUCGUGGAUUGAACAUGUGAAUUAAUUAUAGAUAUUACGCAUCCACUACUUUUCAGGUAGAAUAUAGUUCACAAGUAC